This is a messenger RNA of Sinocyclocheilus anshuiensis, 568 nucleotides long. RefSeq names its product snaclec agglucetin subunit beta-1-like. Bases 29 to 568 code for a protein of 179 amino acids. Lineage: Eukaryota; Metazoa; Chordata; Actinopteri; Cypriniformes; Cyprinidae. The transcript is spliced from 4 exons. The record is from RefSeq and is a predicted model, not a curated record.
CACAGGAAGUGCAAACGCAACAGAGAAAAUGGUUUUGAGCAAGACUACAAAGACAUGGAUUGAUGCUCAGGAGUACUGCAGACAUCAUUAUACAAACCUGGCUACCAUUAGGAGUAAAGAAGACAAUGAUGAGAUAAUCAAGUUGAUAUAUAGUUUGGGGGUUUUUGUCUGGAUUGGAUUGUACAGAGACAAUUGGAAGUGGUCAGAUCAGGCGAACAUCACUUCCUCAACCCAACUCACUACUCAGACAUUUAGAGUGCAGAGGUAUGACUGCAUUGGUGCAAAUAUUUAUCCUCGUACACUUGAAGACUGGACAUGCACCUCAGCUUAUUACUUCUGCUGUAACACUGUCAAGAGGAAGAGGCAGGUGAUCCGAGUGCAGGUGAAAUCUGCUGAGAAUGUGGAUGAAGCUAAACUGAUGGUGCUCGUCUUAAACAAGUUAAAGCAGACACUGAGCAAUCAGGACGUCACAAUGGAAUGGAGGACGCAACCCAACGGGAAGGUCUUUCAGAAGAAUCAAGGUCUGAUGAGUUCUCCAGAGGGUGCUGUGUCUGAUUUUGCUGCUUGA